AUGUCGUCUCCAGUUAUCCCAAAAACCCAAAAAGCAAUUAUUUUUGAAUCUAACGGAGGUCCACUAGAGUACAAAGAUAUCCCAGUUCCAACCCCAAAGUCUAACGAAAUUUUGGUCAACAUCAAAUAUUCUGGUGUCUGUCACACAGACUUACAUGCCUGGAAGGGUGACUGGCCCUUAGAUACCAAAUUACCAUUGGUUGGAGGUCACGAAGGUGCUGGUAUUGUCGUCGCUAUUGGUGACAAUGUCAAGGGCUGGAAAAUUGGUGAUUAUGCUGGUGUAAAAUGGUUGAAUGGCUCUUGUAUGGCAUGCGAAUACUGUGAAUUGGGGAACGAAUCAAAUUGUCCAAAUGCUGAUUUGUCAGGUUACACUCACGAUGGUUCUUUCCAACAAUAUGCUACAGCUGAUGCUGUUCAGGCUGCUAGAAUUCCAGCCGGAACAAACUUGUCAGAAGUAGCUCCAAUCCUAUGUGCUGGUAUGACAGUCUACAAGGCUUUGAAAUCUGCUAAUUUGAGGGCUGGAGAAUGGGUUGCCAUUUCUGGUGCUUGUGGUGGGUUAGGUUCUUUAUGUAUCCAAUAUGCAAACGCUAUGGGUUAUAGAGUAUUAGGUAUCGAUGGUGGUGAUGAUAAGGCCAAACUAUUCAAGCAACUACAUGGUGAAGUCUUCAUUGAUUUUACGAAGACUAAGGAUGUCAUUUCUGAAGUUAACAAGGUUACUAAUGGUGGUGCUCAUGGUGUCAUCAAUGUGUCUGUUUCUGAAGCGGCAAUUGAAGCCUCCACCAAAUACUGUAGAGCUAACGGUACUGUUGUCUUAGUUGGUUUGCCUGGUGGUGCCAAGUGUAAAUCUGAUGUCUUUAAUCAAGUUGUUAAGUCUAUGACAAUUGUUGGCUCUUACGUUGGAAAUAGAGCUGAUACAAGAGAAGCUUUGGACUUCUUCACUAGAGGUUUGGUUAAGGCUCCAAUCCAUGUGGCUCCCUUGUCCACCUUACCAACAAUAUUUGAAAAAAUGGAAAAGGGUCAAAUUGUUGGUAGAUAUGUUGUUGAUACAUCUAGAUAG
Molecule: messenger RNA, 1056 nt
Organism: Naumovozyma castellii
Lineage: Eukaryota; Fungi; Ascomycota; Saccharomycetes; Saccharomycetales; Saccharomycetaceae
Product: zinc-dependent alcohol dehydrogenase
Exons: 1
Coding region: 1-1056 (351 amino acids)
Source: RefSeq, a predicted model, not a curated record